This is a messenger RNA of Haemonchus placei, 615 nucleotides long. NCBI's taxonomy places the organism in Eukaryota, Metazoa, Nematoda, Chromadorea, Rhabditida, Trichostrongylidae. The record is from the annotation of a GenBank genome assembly.
UACCCAUGUUGUAUGCUCUCUUCUAAUCGCCGAUAUUAUGAGGCAAGAGUGAAAACAAAUUUCGAUCAUGGUUUCACACCUGAAAAAGAGUUGACAUACAGGCAACAGGCGACAAGGUUUAUCCAGAUCAUGGUUGAUCAGCUGAACCACAAUGUUCGUGACCAAAGGGGGAAAAUAUCUCAAUUAUGUAUGUGUGCUGCAAUCAUGCACAUGCAUCGAUUCUUUUGUUUUCACUCCUUCAAGUUUUUCGACUACAGGGACGUUGCGGCUGCGUGUUUGUUUCUAGCCGGUAAGAGUGAAGAAUGCCCGAGAAAAUUGGAUCACAUUGUUCGCGUCUGGUGGUCGAAGAAGUUCGAACGGCAUCCUGCGAUUCCUUCGAAUAAUGUAAGCUUUAUUAUACUACUCGAUUUUAAUACCGAUGUGUGUUUAGUCAAACUACAAAAGGCUUAUUCUGACUCAGUUAAUCCUCCUUUGUUAUUUCUUCCUAGUUCUUUAAAUGUUGCCCGGAGGAAUAAGAGGAAAUGGGAGGUUUUUUUUGUCCGUGGAUUAAUUGUGUUCGAUCGCAUAUACACGUUGUUGCAAAGUAAUUGUGGUGGCACUUAUGACAUAUGGUGA